GAGAGGGUUUUUAAGGAGCUCUUAAGCCUUUCUUGAUGACUCAUACCACGAACAAGAACCAAUCUUGUCACCCAUAUAAUCUCCGUAUUCAGAGAAUUGAAGAGUUCUUGAUCACUACUGUUGUAUCAAAAAGGAACUCUAAGAACUAAGAUUGUUUUUUUUUAUUUGAUGGAUCCAAGGAAGCUACUAUCUUGUUCAUCCUCUUACGUGUCAGUGAGAAUGAAAGAAGAGAAGGGGACAAUUAGGUGUUGCAGUGAGUGUAAGACCACCAAGACACCAAUGUGGAGAGGUGGACCAACUGGUCCUAAGUCACUUUGCAAUGCAUGUGGAAUUAGACACAGAAAACAGAGACGAUCAGAGUUAUUGGGUAUUCAUAUUAUUCGCAGCCACAAAAGCUUAGCCUCCAAGAAGAUAAACCUAUUAUCAUCAUCACACGGUGGCGUGGCGGUGAAGAAACGAAGGAGUCUAAAGGAGGAAGAACAAGCUGCUUUGUGUCUAUUGUUAUUGUCUUGUAGCUCUGUUUUGGCCUAAGUCAAAAAACAGAAUAUCUCUCGCUAGAAAGUUAAAAAAACACAGUUUUGUCCUCUCCUUUGUUGACGUUCUAUAUCUAUUUUGGGUCACUCUUUUGAAUAUGAAUAAUUUAAGAUUUAAUGAAAUAAGUUGGGCCUAA
Messenger RNA from Arabidopsis thaliana (thale cress), 670 nucleotides. RefSeq names its product GATA transcription factor 23 (gene GATA23). The record is from RefSeq and is marked reviewed. The coding region runs from base 169 to 531 and encodes 120 amino acids. Gene Ontology annotation, biological process: regulation of DNA-templated transcription. Gene Ontology annotation, cellular component: nucleus. The transcript is spliced from 2 exons. Gene Ontology annotation, molecular function: transcription cis-regulatory region binding; sequence-specific DNA binding; zinc ion binding. NCBI's taxonomy places the organism in Eukaryota, Viridiplantae, Streptophyta, Magnoliopsida, Brassicales, Brassicaceae.